Molecule: messenger RNA, 1492 nt
Organism: Hyalella azteca
Lineage: Eukaryota; Metazoa; Arthropoda; Malacostraca; Amphipoda; Hyalellidae
Exons: 8
Coding region: 182-1465 (427 amino acids)
Source: RefSeq, a predicted model, not a curated record
UAGUGGGAGAAGUUAGUUCGUUUUUUUACAAAUGCAGCACAGGAAUUGUCAGUAGGAGAAGUUUUUUUUUAAUUUCCUUCUACCGCAUUUCAUCUGCCGUUAACGAACUGUGCUGUGUUCCACGCAGUUCGUGUGCACAGGGGAGCCUGCAGCAGGCGGGCAGGAUCUCUGGUUCCAAAUAAUGGACCGAGACCCAGUGAGGUCUGACUCAGAACUUCUAAGUCUCAGGCUGGGAACUCGAGAAAUCCAGGAAAAGAAACUAAUUGACAAGUGGCUGGAAUCUGGAGGUACAGAAAAUGGAAAAUUGCGAGUACAGGCCUUGUGGCUGCCCCUCACCGAUGACCCUAACCAGCUGCCUAUCCAACUGGCGGAAAUAGCGGCGCUGCAGAGCAGUUUGUUGUGCCGCAAAGAGACAAGGGAAGGCUUCAGUACGGUACCCAUCGACGUCGGCCACGUCAACCCCUUAGCAGGCAACCCCAACGGCUUCGCCCUCUUCAGUUGCCUGGCACUCGUUUGGCUGGACUCGGCGUGGCAUCUUCCCGAGAGCAGCAGUCACUGGCGCAUGGCGGUGAGGGCAGGAGGAGACGAGCAGCAUUCAUGGAUAGCUACAGAAACUUCCAGCGGCGUAUGGGCGUGGAAGCAAUCCUUCAUUUUUAAUCUCAAAUCCGCUCACGACGUUCUUUCUCUUAAGCUGCGGAGCGGCCAAGGGAGCGUCGUGAAGGGCCGACUGAAGGUCCGCCUGGAACAUCUGCUGCAGAAGCCGCAGCUGUGCACUGGAAAUGUGGCCUGGAACAUGGCGCUCAACACGGACCGCAACGUCUGGGUGCGCAUGGAGUGCACACUUAAGAUUCUGAGUCCGGCCGGCAAAGCCAUGGAGAAUCUUAAAGUGAUCAAUAGAAAGCUGAGAGAAACACCGCCGAUGGGCCUACGUCGUCUUGCCAAAGCAGCUUCUAGAAAUAAUCUUUUAUCUAAAUCCCCAGAUACUGGCAACGACGCCAACGGGGCAAAGUUUUACAGCGAGAUUUGUGAUGGCUUGCCGCCCCCUGCCCCGCCAAACUCUGCGUCGCCUAAGCUACCGCCGAGAUGGAAGAAAGAACCUUCGUCAGAAUUCGCCUCACUCAAGCACUCGAGAUCGAGUACAUCGCUGAACGCGGAGCGACAGACUUCCGUGCCGCACAUGGAGGGGAAAUCGCCUGACUUUAUUCGCAAGAAGAAAAAUAAUGACACGACCGCUUUUGUACGACACCGCAAGUCUCAAAGUUUGGAUAACAUUCCUUUCAUUGACUCUGGUAAAGAGAGCUUAGUGAUAAGAAGUUUGAAGAAGUUCAAGAUGAGGGCAGCCAGGCGCCACGCCAAAGAUAUUUUUACAAGCACCGCCAUGCAGGCGAGCUCUGCAAUGAGUGCUUCCAGCCUCAUGCUCAGCGGCGGUGCAGUGAAAGAUCCAACAACUAAUAGCAUAGCAUAGUGAUGUCCGCGCUGAAGAAUUGGACUG